AUGGCCAGCCAGGUGGAGGCGAUCAAGUGGGUGCCCGGCACCCCCUUCCUUGUGGACGGCUUCCGGUUCCAGCACCCCGCUUGUCGCGCUUUCUUCCUCACACACAUGCACUCCGACCACACCACGGGCCUGAGCCGGAGCUUCAGCGCGGGCCCCAUCUACUGCUCCCCCAUCACCGCCCGCCUGCUGCGCUGCGACAUGGGCAUCCGCCCAGACCUGAUCCGCAUCCUGCCGCUCGACCUGCCCACCACCAUCUGCGGGGUCGAGGUGGUCCCCAUAGACGCCAACCACUGCCCCGGCGCCGUCAUGUUCCUGUUUCGAGCGCCCACCACCAUCCUGCACACCGGGGACGUGAGGUGGCAGGCCGGCAUGGCGCAGCACGCCGCGCUGACGGGGCGCCAGGUGGACGUGCUCAUGCUGGACACAACCUACAGCCAGCGCAAGUGGACCUUCCCGCCACAGGAGGAAGUCGUGGAGCUCAUGGUGCAGGCCAUGGCGAGGGAAGCGGCUGCGGGGCCGCCGGGCGCCGUGCUGUUUGUGGUGGGCAGCUACCAUAUUGGCAAGGAAAGGGCGUACCUGGGGGCCGGCGCCGCCCUGGGCUGGCGCGUGCACUGCAGCCCCGCCAAGCGCAGGCUGCUGCAUAUGCUGGGGCUGCCGGCAGCGUGGCUGGCCCUGCUGACCGAUGUGGCGGAGGAGGCGCAGAUCCACGUCUUGGGCAUGGGCGAGCAGCUGCACCCGCAGGCGCUGGCCGACCGCAUCGCCGGCACACGCUGGCAGCGCGCGGUGGCCAUCCGGCCCACCGGGUGGUCGUGGCGGCCCAAGGGCGGGCUGGAUGUGCGCACCGAAGGGGAGUGCGUGCGCGCGCUGCGGCCGCGCCGCCUCAUCCCCACCGUCGACGCCGCCGACGCCGCCGCCAGCCGCGCCGUCGUGGACCGCUUUGCUGACCUAAUGGACCUGUCUGCCGACCGCUCCCGCCUCGACUGCUACCUGCGCCGCCAGCCGCAGCAGGCGCCCGUCGGCGAGGAGCAGGCGGCAGCGGCGGAGGGAGGGGCGGAGGCGGGAGCGGAGGUGGCGGAGGCGGUCGGGGGAGCUGGUGGCGGCCAGCCGGCGAUGGGCAGCAGCAGCGGCGGCAGCGACGGCGGCGGCCGCAGCCUGGAGGGCGAGCGCGCCGCGGGCAACAGCAGCAGCAGCAGCGGCGGCGCGGAGCGAGCCGGACGCGGCAGCCCGGCCAGCGGCUCUACACCAGCGCGCCGCAGCGGUGGCGGCGGCAGCGGCGCAGCCGUGGCAGCCGCCCUCGGCACGACGCCCGCAGCGCGCGGGGCUGCAUCACCAGGCGCAGCGGCAGGAGGGGCAGCAGGGGAGGCGUGCGCCGUUGAGGUUGAUCUGGCGGCCGUGGACGUCGCCGAGCAGCAGCGGAUCCUGGCGGCCAUCCAGGCCAGGAACAGCGGCACCAACAGCGGCGGUAGCGGCGGCAAGAGGCGGGCGCCCGGCAGCGGCGCGGGCCUGAGGCAGGGCACCCUCAAGCGCUUCUUCGCCUCGCGCAGCCAGCCCUCGCCGACUUGA
This is a messenger RNA of Chlorella variabilis, 1563 nucleotides long. RefSeq lists its product as hypothetical. The transcript has 9 exons. The coding region runs from base 1 to 1563 and encodes 520 amino acids. Gene Ontology annotation, molecular function: damaged DNA binding; 5'-3' DNA exonuclease activity. The record is from RefSeq and is a predicted model, not a curated record. Gene Ontology annotation, biological process: protection from non-homologous end joining at telomere; interstrand cross-link repair; double-strand break repair via nonhomologous end joining. Lineage: Eukaryota; Viridiplantae; Chlorophyta; Trebouxiophyceae; Chlorellales; Chlorellaceae.